UCUGUGGCCGAUUUUUCCAUUGACUUCCGUGUGCUCGCAGCAGCAAGCGGAUAUCCCGAUACCGUGCUCCGUGGUAUCUUCCGGAGGGCUCUUAGUGCCCGCAUUAAGGAUGAGCUAAUAGCCAAGGAUAAUACUACAUCGCUUGAUGACUUGAUAAACUUAGCGAUUUGUUUAGACAACCGAGUAAAGGAGAGAAUCAGGGACUAUGCAGAGGAGGGAUACCAGGUUCAUACACCGAUACCACAUUCGCCCACGGAGCAGAGGAGUACUCAUCCCAUCAAGGUUGAUGGUGAUACGGAGGUUCCAAUGCAGCUGGGAGGACGACGACUAGCCGCCGAGGAGAGAGCCCGUCGCCUGAACCUGUGCCUGUAUUGCGGUAACCCUGGUCAUCGGCUUCUUCAAUGCCCCAUCCGUCCAGUUCGUCGCCAAGGGUCGACUCCAGGAGCACCAUCGGCACAACUAUCGCUAUCCAGUAUCGAUCCUCCCGUCACCAGCAGCCAGUCCUCAGCUGGUAUUUGUGGGUGUUUGUGAUGAAGAAGGGCUACCAGGAGAGAGAGGAGGCCAUCCAGUCAUCCGUCAUCACUAAGCUGAAAGGUGUCACACUGACCAACAGCUCCGAGAGUGGGCUUCACCUGUGGAGUGCAGAGGACUACGUCAUUCCGCCAAAUGGCGAGCAGGUUUUUUUUGUGGUAACAAAUUACAUUGAGACCCCCAAUCAGAGGCUGGGCUACUGUGCUGAGAGUGUCAAGGUGCCAAAUGGGCGAUGUCUUAGUGAUGAUGACUGCAUCGAGGGGGAGACUGUUAUAGCUGGCCAUGGAAUUAAAACUGGCUUGUGCACAAACAGCACUGGGACUUGUGAGAUUCACGCCUGGUGUCCUGUAGAAUACGGCAAGAGACCCAUAGAGCCUUUACUUAGUGAAGCUGAAAACUUCACCAUUUACAUCAAGAAUUUCAUCAGGUUCCCAAAGUUUGAAUUUUCCAAGUCCAACGUUCUUGAUACCUCUGAUGACAGUUACUUGAAGAGAUGCUCCUACGAUCCCGUCACUCAUCCUUACUGUCCCAUUUUCCGCCUCGGAGAUCUGGUCAGAUGGAGCGGACACGACUUCCAGGACAUGGCUGCCAAGGGUGGCUCUGUUGGUAUUCUUAUUGAGUGGUACUGCGAUUUGGAUAAGGACUCCUCUCAGUGUAACCCGAAGUACAGCUUCACUCGAUUGGACAUGAACGUCAACAACUCGGUUACAUCAGGAUACAACUUCAGGUGCGUCCUCCCACUACUUUUUCUUCCGUGUUUGUUCUCAGUAAACCACGUGCCUUGCAGAUACGCCAGGUAUUUUAAGGAUCAAAAUGGGGAUACCUUUCGAACUUUGUAUAAAGUGUACGGGAUUCGCUUUGACAUCAUGAUCAAUGGCCAGGCUGGGAAAUUCAAUAUUGUUCCCACAAUAAUCGCUAUCGGAUCUGGAGUUGCUCUGCUGGGAAUAGGAGCCUUUGUCUGUGAUAUGAUACUCCUGUACAUGAUGAACACCAGCUCUUUCUAUCGAGAAAGGAAGUUUGAGAUCAUCAAUUUCAAGAAAGAACGGACCAAAGACAAGGCGGGGAAGCAGGGACAUCGGGAGAAGAAGUCCAGGAAAUCAGCAGCAGAGAAAGGGGCUGUGAACUCCAUCAAAAAGCCUGACGAUAUUGAAGCCAUAGUGGGAUCUUCCAGCAACAUGGAGAACAAAUCCCCUGAGGACAAGCGGGGUCCCACCAUUCCACGCAACACGGGCCAGCGCUACACGUCCAUUCUCUCUCCCCAAGGUUCUGAACCAAAGCAUCACAUCACAUUCUCUUCGCACAACUGACAAAGACAAGCGACCCACAGUGGUGGUCUCAGUCAGUUGGGUUACAAAAGUUGGAAAUGUUCAUUUGCCCUGACUGAAGACUGGUCAGGCCACACGAAUGCACAUGAGCCAGCACACUGAUGCACUCAUACACAGGAAGAAACGCUGCACCUGUUGACUUGCGAUUCAAAAUGUGGCACAUCGUUAUUAGCAAUGAUAUACAAGUUAAUCACACAGUCAGCAUCACCAUGAAAAAAAUCAAUAAGGUGUCCUAAAACAUAGCACUUAAUCAUUAUCUUGCCAAAGCACAUGUCAAACACAAAAAAACACUCUCAGCUAGUUUUUGGCCAUUGACCUUGACCUGAAUGACCUGGAUGAAGGUCACCUGUAACUAUGUUGUCAAUGUGACCUAAUAUGAUGCAUCAAUAACCAAUAACACGUACUUUUUUAGGAUGGAAAACGCCACAAAUCUGCCUCAAAUAACUCAAUAUUCAUCAUAUAACUACAUCAGGUUAAGGACUUUUGACAGGUCAAAUCUUCAAGGUUAAGGCAAGUUCAUAACUGAAAUUUUAUGCAUUUUUUUUUUAUUGACCUGACUCAUGAAUGAGGCGCCGCCAGAAAUUCUGGGGCCACAUCUUUAGGACCCAACUGACCCAUUAAAAGCGUAUGCGUCGGUCAGCGUGUUUUUCAGUUAACAUAAAAAAUGUGUACAAAAUUGUGUACAUUUUCCGGUUACCGUACAAUAUGGCACUCGUCUUGUCGUGUUAUUAAUACACCGCAUGAGUCCGACUGUGUUCUUAAUGUAUUUUUUUUUAAAUCACAAAACGUCCACAAAACUCAAAAAGUUUAUAACUAGUGACCUACUUUUGGUUUCCUUGGCAGUCACGGGACCUUGGAAUUGUCCUGACUUUUCCCAUUUAUACGGCACCCCUGGCCAAUAGCACCCAUCAUAAAUACAUUUAAAAAUGUAUAAUUAAUCCAUGUGAUCGGUAUCAGCUGAUUUUAGUCCUGGAUGAUCAGUAUCGGAAUCGGAGCAUCCCUAAUUAGCGCCCAUUCUCCUUAUGUCUCUGGCCAAAGUCCCAAGUAAAUGUGCACGCAAUGGCUGGUUUCAGUUAUGUCGGCAUCCGCUUAUGUUGAUGGCAGGGGUGUGUGUGCAUAAACGGUUUCCACUGUAGUAGAUAAAUUUGCAACAAAGAUCACAAGGAGAGAGCGUUUCCUAUCGUCAUUGCAGGGUUAAUUAAUUGGAAUAACAACAAAUAACAUCUUCAAUAUGAUUUCCAACAUUUCUGAUGGAAAAGUUGAGAGAUUGACAUGAAUUUGACUGGUGUCCAGACUUUAGGGACACCCUGCACACAUAUGGCGUCGAUGUCAUCUCUAAAGUGAAUACUGUACACAUACUUAACGGACAUAUGAAGUGGCAUGGUGCCGCCCUUCGGCAAGCUAGACGAUCAUCCUUCGGGUGAUUUGACUAUUUUACUCGGUUACACAGUUUUUACCAUGCAGUCUGUUCAAAUUACUGUUUGAUAUUUUGCAGGGGGGGUUUCAAAUAUUAAAACCAGACACAGGCAGGCUGAAGUAACUCAAAACUUGCUGUGGGCUGUAGCUGAUAAACUACAAGUCAAAAUGUUGUAGGAACCAGGCUUCUGUCAGUUAUUGUGCAUUAUUUAUUUAAUUUGUGUUGAGUUUCAUUAUCACAUGUUUAAUGACAUUUGUUGUGAAAGUAUAGCAAGAACAUAGAAUUUAUUUGACAUUCAACAUUUUUUUAAGCCUUGGUCACAACCAGACAUAAGAUUUUUUUUUUGGCCGUGCGAUUUUUGGCAUCCCGAAAUCGCUGCGUUUUUUUUUUUGUUGUUGUUCGUGGAGAAUGUAGUUGUGGUAACAUUGAAAGAGUAAGAUUGCGACACGCAUGGAGGCACAUAAGAAAUAUCUGAACGUGCAUUGGCUGCACUAAUUAUGUAUGUGAAGUGCAAGUGUGGCGCACGACACACAUAGGAGUUGGCAAGUGCGACAUAGGAAAAAAUUAACAUUUUGCCCAAACCUGACACCAGAAAAAUGUACAAAAGACACGUUGGCCAUAUGGACGACGCAUGAAGAUGUACCAAAUGCAUACAUUUGUCUUGCAACCUGAUAAAAACAUAAGCAUCUGUUUGUUUGAUAUGACAAAGAAACUCUGUGGCCAGUCUACGGCUUGAAAAUCAGUACGUCACACUUACGCCCUCUGUGCAUUUCUUGUGUUUUUUUUUGCAAAUACAAUGGCCGUAAGAGCCCAUACAAGCGGCUGUGACCUAGGUUUUAGGUAGAUUUUGGUCACUGACUCUAACUGGCUAUCAGUGUUUCUCCAUCAGCUCUGGUUACUGGGGUAUGAUAUAACCCUGUUUAUUUCUCAAAAACAUAUCAAAAACUGCUGCUGCUUUUAACAUGAUGGUAAUAUUCCUACUGUUAGGAAUGGAAUAUUUUCCACUCUGUUCUGGAUGGGUACUGCAACAUAUAUGUGCUUAUCUACAAUAGAGAGAUAACACAAGACCUUUCACUUGGAACAAAGAUACUCUGUUCUUUUUAAUUAAUCUCACACACACAAUUUCACUAUAACUCACCCUUUCUGUCUCCUGGCUGAGUCUCACAGCCCCUUAGCCAAGGAUUGGUUGAAGCCAAAUCAGAUCAAUACACCAACAGUUAACGGGAAGAGUACAGAUCACUGGGACUGUCUCCACAGCAGGCAUAUGACGCUAAGGACCUUAGUUUCACUUUAGAGGCCAUUUGGUAAUGAUGUGCAAUACCACUGAUUUCAUUUCUGAUCCGAUACUGAGUAAAAAUUAGACUGGUAUCAUCGAUAGCAAUCCAAAACCAUCCAUCCAUCCAUCCUCUAUGCCUCUUAUCCUCACUGGGCUUGCGGGCAUACUGGAGCCUAUCCCAGCUGACUUCAAGCGAAAAACACACACAACUUGAACAGGGAGAACAUGCACACUCAACACAGAGAUGCCCAAUGGAGAUUCAAACCCAGAUCUUCCUGAUCUUCUGACUAUGUGGCCAACAUGCUAACCACUAGGCCACCGUGCGGCUCUGAUUCCAAACCGAUACUUUAAAUUCACUUAAUGUGUCUGGUAAGUCUGAAAAAGUUCUGUAUUUCAUAUCAUAGCAUAAAGAACACAAUACAUUUAAUUCACUGAUGAUUCAUAUUUUAAUAAUAAAUGUAACUACUUCUUUAUGCAUGUCUUUCUUUUAAACCCUGAAGUAUAUUGAGGUAGCGGGGUGAUUUACAAUAUAGCCAAGCUAAUAUACAACAGAAAAAAACAAAAUCAUAUAAAAUAUGUGAAAAUGGUAUUUUAAACAACAAAAAAAAGGAAAAUAAAUCCAUUAAAAUAAUUAAGAACUAUAUGAAAACUUUAUUCACAAUUCACACAUGACCCUAACCCUAACCAUUAUUUCAACAAACGUUUCAAACAUUACAUCAAAUGAAGUCUCAAACGCAUCGAUAUUUUUUAUUGGGAAUCAAUUUUAGAGCAUGAAGAGCUGGUAUCAGAGGUAUCGAUAUUUCAGCAUUGAUGCACGCAUCACUUCUAACACUUGGACCUCACUAAACCUUGGCUGGGGGUGCUGACGGUUUUACUCAGCGCUGGCAUUGCAAUUGUUUGUAUCUACUCCUUUUGAUAUUAAAUUGUAAACCUUACUUGAGAUUCUUAGCAUUAUUUCACAGCUAUUAGAACAAAAGAUGCAGGGUGGACUUCACUCAUUAAAAGGACAGGUCCCAAUGCUAUUCAGUAGAUUGAAUAUACCGUACCUUGAUUAACUCAACACUGCUAUGGACUAUUUAUUGUGUGCUACAGCCCUACUGUGACUAUUUGUAUGCGUCUUUUUAUUUGAAUUGUCUUUGUUGGAAAUGAUUGUGUAUCUUCUUUGUGAUGGUAAGUAAAGCGGAAAGAUAGAUAUGAUGUAUGCAAACAAGUUUUACAGAGGUAUUUAUUCCAAUUAGUAAUCGCAUUUCUUCGCAUUUAACAUGAGUAUUGUACAUAAUGUGCUCCAGUCUGUUGAAUAAUCCAUGGGCAUGGUCAUAAAUGAAAAGAGGCCUGGAGUUAUGUAUGAAAUCAAAGCCACAUUGUGUAGUAGUAUGUGUGGGAGGACAACUGGAAUUAUGAACACACUCCCUCUUAUACAUCAGCAGGUCAUAAUGGAAUAAAAUGACAACUAUUUGGCUCAUC
Dunckerocampus dactyliophorus (ringed pipefish) is the source of this 6013-nucleotide messenger RNA. It is a transcript of the gene p2rx5, whose product is annotated as purinergic receptor P2X, ligand-gated ion channel, 5. Gene Ontology annotation, molecular function: extracellularly ATP-gated monoatomic cation channel activity; purinergic nucleotide receptor activity. The coding region runs from base 402 to 1838 and encodes 478 amino acids. The transcript has 11 exons. Gene Ontology annotation, biological process: monoatomic cation transmembrane transport; response to ATP. The record is from RefSeq and is a predicted model, not a curated record. NCBI's taxonomy places the organism in Eukaryota, Metazoa, Chordata, Actinopteri, Syngnathiformes, Syngnathidae. Gene Ontology annotation, cellular component: nuclear inner membrane; plasma membrane.